This is a messenger RNA of Camellia sinensis, 1394 nucleotides long. RefSeq lists its product as uncharacterized. The record is from RefSeq and is a predicted model, not a curated record. NCBI's taxonomy places the organism in Eukaryota, Viridiplantae, Streptophyta, Magnoliopsida, Ericales, Theaceae. Gene Ontology annotation, biological process: maturation of SSU-rRNA from tricistronic rRNA transcript (SSU-rRNA, 5.8S rRNA, LSU-rRNA). Gene Ontology annotation, cellular component: preribosome, small subunit precursor; nucleolus.
CUGUCCUCUCUCUCUCUCUGCACAUUGUUGCCAAAAAAAAAUGGCGCACGGCGGCUACGGAAAGCGCAGAGUCGCCGGACGCAAACCCAAACCGGUGAGCAAUAGUCGGCGGUCCAGCAAGGGACUAGGUGUUGACAAGAAAGCCAAGCCUAACCCCAAACCCAAGUCUGUCUCUCUCAAGAAUCAGAUUCGAUCCAUUCAGCGUAUGCUCAGAAAGGAUCUUUCACCUGAAGUUAGAGAGGCUCAAGAAAAGAAAUUAGAAGGGAUCAAGAAACAACAAGAGAUUCACAAUCGACUUGCUGUGGAACGUAAAAUAUUCUUGCGUGACAGAAAAAUUAAGUUUUUUGAGAGAAGAAAGAUUGAACGGAGAAUAAGACGUUUGGAGAAAAUGCAACGGGCUUCAUCUGGCCAGUCCAAAGAGGCAGAGAUUGCCGAGCAGCUUUCUAAAUUGAAAGAAGAUCUUGAAUAUGUUAGGUUCUUUCCAAAGACUGAGAAAUAUGUAUCUUUAUUCAUGGGAGGUGAUGACACAGACAUAGUUGAUAGAAGAAAUAGAUUACGUAAGCAGAUCAAAGCCAACAUUAUUGCUGCUGCUGCUAGUGGGAAGGAUCUUGAAGAGACAGGAAGCGAGGAUGAUGGGCUUUUGGAUCUGAGCGAGGAUGAUUUCUUCUUAACUGGAAGCUCUAGUGAUGAAGCUGAUGCAGAUGAUGAGUGGACUGAUAAAAGUACCAAGGAGCAAGCUUCUAGUGCUUCUGGCAAAGCAGCAUCUGGCAUGUCCAGCGAUGAAAGGAAUCAGAGGCAUAUCUCUGCCCGAGCUUUAAUGCCUCCUCCUCGGUCAUCAACCAAUUCGUUUUCAAAUUCAGUUCAUGUUAAAUCAAGGUUUGGAGGUUCAUCAAGCAAAAAGCAACCCUUGCGGAGGGCUGAAAUGUCCACAUCCAGCAACACAUCAAAUAGCAUGAGUGAAUCUUCCUACAGAAACAGGGGAUCCUCAGAUUCACGGACGGGUCAGAGUAGUAACCUGAGUUCCAACUCUGAUGCUCACAAACCCCGAAGAAAAAGGAGGCCUAAGAAGAAAAAGCAACAGGCAUGAAUUGAUAAAAUUCUGCUGAUAUAAAUCUAUAAUCAAUUGAAGCAAACUCAUAGGAUGUUGAAGCAGUUCACAGCUUGGUUUAACCGUCUUCUUGUUUAUCUUAAUUUUUUCCAUUUUUGUUUUAGGUAACUAAAUUGUGUGGUACAGGCACAAUCUUUCACUCCCCAUUCUGGAAUUCUCUCAUCCUGACUUGUCUCGGAAUUAUUUGGAAGAAUUUCUGUUUCUUCUCAUUUCUUGUUUGUGGAUGGUUUUGUAAACUUUCGAUGGAAUCAAUCAAUGUCUAGAUUACACCCAUUUAAUUGCUCUA